AUGGAUAGUGAUGAAGAAGUGCAAUUUCAAUCACCUCGUAAAUUGUACAAACGUGCAAAGAAAUGCUCCGAGCUGGACGAUUUCGAUGCUGAUGUAGUCCGACGGAUCGUACACAAAUUUUAUGAAAGAAAUGAAUAUCCGACUGCUUUUUCAAUUUUAAGCGAAAUUAAAAAAAAAUUACCACAUUAUGAAGGAUGCGUCCGGUCGGUCAGAAAUUUGUUAAAAAAUUUAAAAUUUACGUUUAAGAAAUGCAAUAAUGGCCGCAAAAUGCUUGUGGAGCGAAACGAUAUAGCCGCUUUAUUAUGUAAAUUUUUACGUACAAUGUGUACACUCAGACAGAAUGAAGAUACUCGACCUGUGGUUUACCUAGAUGAAACCUGGGUAAACCAAAAUCAUUCAAGGUCUCAUAUUUGGCAGAAUAAUGAAGAAACUAAGGGAUUUAAAAUACCAACCGGCAAAGGAGGUUGCCUAAUAAUUACUCACGCUGGAUCAUCGCGUUUCGGGUUCAUUGAGGGAUCGAAAUUUGUUUUUAAAUGCCGAGCUAGAAAUUCUACUGACUACCAUUCGUCUAUGAAUUCAGAUGUGUUUAAACAAUGGUUUGUAGAUAUGCUAAAACUACUUCCUGAACCAUGCGUAAUCGUUAUGGAUAAUGCACCAUAUCAUUCUAUGUUGGUAAACAAUUAUCCAAAAUGUAAUGCUCGAAAAGCUGAGGUGCAGGAAUGGCUGAAAAAUCAAAAUAUUAAUUUUUUACCUUUGGAAACUUUAGCCGAACUACGCGAACGUGUGAAUUUGUUAAAACCGACAUUUAAAAAGUACGAGCUAGAUGAAAUAGCAAGUUCAAUGGGCCAUGAAGUAGUACGACUGCCACCAUACCAUUGUCAGUAUAACCCCAUUGAACUUAUAUGGGCUCAAGUAAAAGGCGAAGUGGCAAAAAAAAAUUCAACGUUUAAAAUGGUCGACGUCGAAAGACUCACUCACGAGGCAUUGGAUUUGGUAUCCAAGAGUGACUGGGAAAAAUGCGUCAAACAUGCUGAGACAAUCCAGGAUGAAGAUUAUCAGAAGGAGAUACUAAUAGACAGUGUAUUAGAGCCGGUCAUUAUAACUUUUCAAACUGACGACAGUGAUUUUGGCAAUGACGAGGACAGUGCAGAUGACGUUCAAACACUUAUUUAA
This is a messenger RNA of Sipha flava (yellow sugarcane aphid), 1173 nucleotides long. RefSeq lists its product as uncharacterized. NCBI's taxonomy places the organism in Eukaryota, Metazoa, Arthropoda, Insecta, Hemiptera, Aphididae. Gene Ontology annotation, molecular function: nucleic acid binding. The record is from RefSeq and is a predicted model, not a curated record. The coding region runs from base 1 to 1173 and encodes 390 amino acids. The transcript has a single exon.